UCUGGAGCAAGCCAGGAAUCUCGGGGCUGCUCCCCCAAGAGAAAGAGGCCUUUGGAUGUCCCUUCCAACGUCCGUGGCUUUGGGGCUAGGCUCCUUGACCUUGCUGAGCUGAGGUCCUGACAGGCAGCCUCACUGGGAACCUGUCAUGAGAGUCCCUAUGCCCUAAUGGGACAAGCUCACCCGCAGUUUCCCUGGCCCCACCCUGCCCAGACCUGUUCUAGAUUCCUCCACCACCCUUCCCCAAGGCCACUGCACCUUCUGCCCGCCUCGCUGAGCAGUGCCUCCUAGUUUCAACCCGGAAGGCUGGCAGGACGACGGUUGGGUUGUCUCAGGGGCCAUGGAAGCCUCGGCAGAGCCUGUGCUCUAUCAAAAGCUGCAAAUCUGGGAGCCAAACAUGGAGUCAGAGGAAGAGGAGGAGGAGGAGCUGGAGGAGGAAGAGGAGGAGACAUCAGAGUCCCUGGUUCUCUACCUCAGGAGGCCCCUGGAUGCCCCUGGGAACAAGGUUGAUGGGCUUCCCGGAGCCUGGGCCCGGCUGGUGGCAGCUCUGCUGCUGCUGGCUGUUAGCUGCUCCCUGGCUGUGAGGCAGUUCCAACGGAGGGGCAGCUUGACGGGAAGGUUUGGCUCGGUGGCGGCCCCUCCAGCCAGCGUACACUCCCAUCCCACUGGAGUAUACCAUCACGGUGCCAUCAUCAGCCCUGCAGCCACGUGCUCCCACCUGGGCCAAGAGCUACUUGCUGCUGGGGGCAAUGUCGUGGAUGCUGGAGUUGGAGCCUCUCUGUGUCUGGCAGUGGUGCACCCUCAUGCCACAGGGCUAGGUGCCAUGUUCUGGGGCCUCUUCCAUAAUAGCUCCUCAGCAAACACAACAGCUCUGAUGUCAGGCCCAGCCCAGACCCUGGCCCCUGGCCUGGGGCUGCCCACUGCUCUGCCUGCCCUGCAUUUGCUUCAUGCACACUUCGGCCACCUGCCUUGGUCACGCCUGCUGAUGGGUCCAACCAUGCUGGCUCAAGAAGGCUUCCUGGUGGACGAACCCCUGGCCAGGGCUCUAGCAACCCAGGGCACAAAGGGCCUGUGUCCACUGUUCUGCCAUGCUGACGGGACCCCCCUGGGCCUUGGGGACCGAGCCACCAACCCAAAGCUGGCAGCUGUGCUAGGCAGGGCAGCACUCACCCCUACUCCAGCCCUUGCUGGAGAUGAACUACUGAGUUUGCUGGCCAGAGAUCUGGGGCUGGAGGAACCCUCAGCUAGGCCCAUGCCCACCUUGGUGCCAGCACUGCAGUUUUCUAUGGCCCAAGGCACUCUAUUCACCACCCCUGGUCCCUCAGCUGGCCCAGAACUGUUGGCACUACUGAAGGCAGCCCUGCACUCUGGAGAACCCCACCCUGACCCCUGCCCACCCCUCCUGCAAACUGCUGUGACCCCUGUGAGUAGCAUCCUGGCCACCGUGGACAGCAGCGGCGCUAUGCUCCUUCUCACCUCCUCACUCAACAGCUCCUUUGGGUCUGGACAUGUGUCUCCAAGCAGUGGGGUUCUGCUUAGCGAUCUAGUGGACAGGUCUGCAACUAGUGCCUGGGCCUGCCCCCUCGUUCUCCGUGUCAGUCCGGAUGACACAGAAGCUGAUGUGAUGGGACUGGUGGCCUCAGGAAACCCCAAGAUGGCCAGAGCCAUGACUCGUGCCUUGCUCAGCCAUCUCACAAGGCCGCAAACCCAUACCCAACACCAGCAGCAGCCCCAACAAGGACCAACAGAGAGUUCCAGCACUUGUGGCCAAGGGACCCUACUCCAGGUGGCCACCCAUGCAGAACACUCCCAUGUCUCCAGUGUCCCUAGUGGCUGCUGCCCCUUCGAGGGGUUCUAAUGGAGGGGCAGGAGUCUGAUGGGAGACAGAGUUGUCUCAAGUCUGAGAGCAGGAGCAGAGCAGACUCGGCAACAAUGGGGUGCAUAGAGACUGUGCAUCUAUUAUGUGCCAUUGUUGGCUCAUCCCCCAAACUCUGGACUGGUCAGUUACCUGAGCUCAAGCUCUGGUAUCCGGAACAAGCUGGAUCACUCUUCAUAGCAUGCUCACUGGACGGAAUUUCUGGCUUUUUAAAAAAUCAGAUAUAGAGCCUGAUGAUAAUGAGGAAAAAGCAUCAGGUCCUGGGCCUAGCUCUUGAGUGCAUAUCACCUCUGGGAAAGACAAAUGGAAGAAUACCAAGCCCCUAACUAAGCUCUGGGCUUCAUGGGAUAGAGCAGGCGGUACUCAGGAUCCUGCUGGUAUCUCUGGCUUCCCCUCCAUAGCCAUCCUCUGCUGAUCUUCUUCAACUGGAUUGAAAAUAAAUAAACAUCAAGUCUCCAGGGUA
This is a messenger RNA of Ictidomys tridecemlineatus (thirteen-lined ground squirrel), 2336 nucleotides long. RefSeq names its product gamma-glutamyltransferase 6 (gene Ggt6). The record is from RefSeq and is a predicted model, not a curated record. NCBI's taxonomy places the organism in Eukaryota, Metazoa, Chordata, Mammalia, Rodentia, Sciuridae. Gene Ontology annotation, cellular component: extracellular exosome.